Messenger RNA from Closterium sp. Yama58-4, 3111 nucleotides. The record is from the annotation of a GenBank genome assembly. NCBI's taxonomy places the organism in Eukaryota, Viridiplantae, Streptophyta, Zygnematophyceae, Desmidiales, Closteriaceae.
AUGCCAGCACCACUGCCACGUGUUCCACAUCCCACUGAUCACGGUCAUCAGUUUCUGUGGCAUUGCUUGAAGAAUCCACGGCUGCAAUGUUCUCCCCUCGUCAACAUCCAUGUGUCCGUUGUCAUGACCCGCUUUUCAUCCCUUCCUCCAGUGCCCCCUCUUCUCUCCUCGUUCCAUGCCCAACACACCGUAGUCCCACCCAUUGUCUCUGGUCUACACACUGCAUUAACGGCUGGUUACCUGGACACAAGCAAAGACAAUACGAGUCGGGUUGACGACAACGGGAAUCUUCCCUCAGCAAUCAAGCGCUCAGCCUCGAGAACGUCAGACGAGCUUUUGGCUUUUGACGAUGUUCGUGACGACAUUCGUCAACCUCCGCCACUGGUCAUCGCAAAGGGAGGGCUUACGGACGGUCACCUGUUGGGAGCGUCCAAUAAGAAUGCUGGGAGCUUGGUGACGAUGGCAGCGGGAGGCAAUGCUGGCGGCCUCGGGCGAAUGCUGAACAACCUUUUCCGCAGCAACCGCGGAAUCACCCCCUUGGGUUAUCGCCGUGGCCGUGGAUCAAUUCAAAACUGGCGCCAUGGGCAGUAUGAACACGCCAAGAAUGACGUGGAGCACGCGGCGACGGCAAUAACAGAACCGGAGAAGAAACCGGCGGACGCUGAGCGCAAAAAGCGCGUGCUCAUUCUCAUGAGCGACACUGGUGGAGGCCACCGUGCCAGUGCUGAGGCGAUCAAGUCGACCUUCGAGCUGGAGUACGGAGAUAAGUACGAGGUGACCAUCAUCGACCUGUGGAAGGAGCACACGCCGUGGCCCUUCAACCAGAUGCCCAAGAGCUACAGCUUCCUCGUGCGCCACGAGACGCUGUGGAAGGUGGCGUUUUACGCCACCAAGCCCAAGUUCGUGCACCAGCCGCAGAUGGCUGCCACUUCCGCGUUCGUUGCAAGGGAGGUGUCCAAGGGGCUGGACAAGUACAAGCCGGACGUGAUCGUGAGUGUGCACCCGCUCAUGCAGCACAUCCCUCUGCGCGUGCUGCGCUCCCGAGGCCUGCUGCACCGCAUCCCCUUCACCACCGUUGUCACCGACCUCACGACAUGCCACCCCACCUGGUUCCACCGCCUGGUGACGGUGUGCUUCUGCCCCACCAAGGACGUGGCUCAACGAGCUCUCAAGGCGGGCCUGCAGCCACCUCAGAUCAGAGUACACGGGCUUCCCAUCCGACCAGCCUUUGCCAAGCCCUCAGCCCCCAAGGACGAGCUGCGCCGGGCAUUGGGGAUGGACCUUAACCUGCCAGCAGCGCUGCUGAUCGGCGGGGGGGAGGGCAUGGGGCCUGUGGAGGCGACAGCAAAGGCGCUGGCAGCCACGCUGGCGCCUGCGGGUGGUGGGGAGGCGGUGGCCAAGGGGCAGCUGGUGGUGAUCUGCGGCCGCAACAAGAAGCUGCUUGCCAAGCUGCAGGCUGUCAAGUGGCCCUUGCCUGUUCUGCUGAAGGGCUUUGUGACCAAUAUGCCUGAUGUGAUGGCCGCAUGUGACUGCAUCAUCACUAAGGCUGGUCCUGGCACGAUAGCAGAGUCCAUGAUCCGUGGUCUACCCAUGGUGCUCAAUGACUUCAUUGCAGGACAGGAAGCUGGAAAUGUUCCAUACGUUGUCGACAAUGGGACUGGAGUGUUUGAGGAGAACCCCAAAGAAAUUGGAAACAUUGUGGCAGAUUGGUUUGGACCCAAGUCAGAUCAGUUCAAGCAGAUGGCUGCCAACGCGCUGCGCAUUGCUCGUCCAGACGCGGUUACGUGUUCCCGUCUGAUGGCAGGCUCAACGUGGAAGUAUAAUAUUGGCCUGCUACUUAUUCUUUUAGUAGUGUUCAUCUGGGUUACCUCCGCUGAGGUGACACAGCUUAUUUUCGAGAAAUACAGGCAUCCAUUCCUGCUCACGUGGCUCGGUGCGGCUCUGUUGGUCAUCUACCUUCCGAUCGCCUACCUUAGGGAGUGCAUCACUCCGCUAAUAAGCAAACCUAGCUCCGUCGUACCUGUCUCGCUAUCGAAAUCCCAUAAGGAUCUUAAAAGUCACUCGAGCGGCGGCGAAUUGCAACGACUUAAGAAUGAGUCUCGGCAUCACAAGAGGCCCUCGAAGCCUCCACGCGAGAUUGAUGACAGCACAGUGGAUGAAGAAAGUGACCUGGAUACAGAAUUGUUGCUUCAAAAGUCUCUAUCGGAUAUCGCACAACCCGUUCGUUCCGCAAAACUUUCGACCCGGGAGAUCAUUAAGUGUGCUCUCGUCCUGGCACCCCUCUGGUUGCUUACGGAGUACCUGUCAAACGCCGCUCUGUCAAUGACAAGCGUGGCCAGCACAACCAUUCUUUCGUCGACUUCAGGCCUUUUCACUCUCCUUUUCGGGGUUACUUUAGGAAACGAGAAGUUAACAACGGCCAAGGUGGUAGCUGUCCUGGUGAGCAUAGCUGGGGUGGUUAUGACCGAGCUCGGCAAAAGUACCGCAGCGGAUGAUAGCGAGGUGUUUGGUGACGAUGCAAGAAAUCCUGGCGAAGGUGCUGGUCAAUAUGUGUUACCGAGUCAACAUCUUGUUGGUGAUAUAUUUGGCCUCCUAUCAGCAGUUUCCUAUGGAGUAUACACAACUCUUCUGCGCAAGUACGUCGGUGAUGAUGAAGCAGGGGACGAGAAAGCUGAUAUGCAGAAAGUUUUUGGAUACAUUGGCCUGGUUACCUUACUCGGACUAUGGUGGAUUGUUUUUCCUCUUCAUGUGCUUGGAUUGGAACCAUUGGCCGUUAUGCCUAGCACCGUCAAUCUCGAUGAGGACAUUGUUGCCAACAGCCUUGUUGGCAGUGUGGUCUCAGAUUAUUGUUGGGCGUUAUCAGUUGUAUGGACAACUCCUCUUGUUGCCACACUGGGCCUGUCCUUAACCAUCCCACUAGCCAUGGUUGCGGACAUGGUGAUGCAUGGCCGUCAGUACUCAAUUGUGUAUAUUCUUGGUUCUGUCCAGGUGUUUGGUGGCUUUCUGAUUGCAAACAUGGCGGACAAGUGCAUGGGUGGUCCUGCAACAGAUCAUGAAAGUCCACGGUUUGAGAAGGAGAUGAUUGAUAUCCUCAGGAGCCCAGUGGAUUAA